Symbiodinium sp. CCMP2456 is the source of this 1164-nucleotide messenger RNA. The record is from the annotation of a GenBank genome assembly. Lineage: Eukaryota; Dinophyceae; Suessiales; Symbiodiniaceae.
AUGCACUUCUGUUCGCUCUUCGCCAUCUUCUUCGCACACAUCGCUUCCUACGCUUCCGCACAGGUAGAUGAUGCGCUAUGGAGCCAGGUCUGGGCGGACUGGUCAUCGUCAAUCUCGCAGGACGAGAACUGGAACAGGAGUUGCCUAUCGGAUGCAGUUCCAAUUGGGGAGCGGAGAUGGCUUCCCAGCGCCGGUGGCAUUCCGCUAGGCCUCUGGAACCUGUAUGGUUCAAAGAUGGAGCUCGACACGCCCAGCACAAUCUUUCAGAUUCUGGCGGAGGAGAUUCUUGGUUACCAUGUGGGCUCCAGCGUUCAGGACGUAGGCACUGCAGCGGAGGCGCUGUGGACCUUAGCAGGCUGUUCCCCGAGCGAUACUGAGAGCUGCCAUGGGCAGACGAACUUCCACAUCACUUUCGGAGUUACCUUCAGCUCGAAUGUAUCGGCAGAGUACGACCGGGUUCAGCGGCUCCAGAUGGGCGGCUUGCUGGAAAACCUUGCGAGCAUGGGCUAUCUCACUCGCGCUGGGAUAUAUGUGACGGAGGCCCUUCUACAAUCUGCAGAGUCUUCUACAUCCCGGUCCCUCCUGGAUGAUUACAGGAGUUAUGACGCACGCUACCAUCAACCGCAGUCCUUCUUCGACGACGUGGAGAGCAUCGACUCCUCGCAGCUCGUUCCGUGUGCGGAUUGGCUAACUCCCGGCCAGGCCGCGCUGUGCGAGAACAACUGGUGGAAAGCCCCGACUUGUCGAUUCAAAGGCAAUGGCAGUUGCGUUCCUUGCCUUACAGCCACGGUCGGGAGAUCUGCCUACAGAGUCGCCGAAGUCAUGGAUAAAGCCGUCGCCCACACGAUGCCCCUUGCUUUGGGAGUGACGAGAAGCGUGAAAGAUCUACAUGACCUGGUGGCGGCUCACCGGACGUUGUUCGUCUUCUGGGAGCCGGAUGUCACCUUUCUGCAGCUCCACCCACGUCGCAUCUCCUUCCCCAAGCACAACCCACUCCAGUGGCUGCGAGGCGACUAUAGCACCGACUCGCAGGCGGAAGACCCCAGGAUCGUGGUCAGCAGUGAUCUGAUGAUGCAUGCGCCCGACGUUCGGGAGAUGUUGCUGAAGAUGAAGUGGUCUUUGUCCGACAUCGAUGCCAUGAUGCAGGAUGGAGUGGAAGCGAAG